ACUUCAUUUGAACAUUGUCAAUUUCUUAGUUCUUUUGACAAAUUUCUUCCUUGUUUUGUCUUUUCGCAUUAACAUUAUCGCACGCAACAAGUGUAACAAACAGGAAACCAACAAAUCUCCGAUGAAAGCAAUGUGACAACGGCGGUGCAAGCCAAGUGACCGCUGCAUCUCCUACAGCAUCUUCCAAAUUCCCGCUGUCACUUUCAUUUCUCCAACUACACCACCACCACCACCACGUCCAUACUAUUCUCUCUUCUUCUUCAAGCCUCUCUACUAUAUCAAUUUUCCAUUUCUUUAUUAUAAUACUCUCAUGUUGUUACUCUUCUUCUCUGCUUUCUACCUUUCUUUCAGUUUCACCAACUCUCGCAAUGUACGGACACGAUCUCUUCUUCUCCACUCUAAUCAAGCUCAAGCUUGAUUCUGAACCGUCCAAUCAGCACUUCCUUCAUGGUGGCGGUCUGUUCCUCGAUCAAGAAACUGUUUGUCGUUCAUUUGUUUCGUUAAUAUCGUCCAAGACUGAACCGCGUUCUUCUUGUUUUUCUCGGAAAACGUUGAGGUUCGUUGAUCGGCGGCGAGGAAAGAAGGGUCGCAAAGCAGGAUUGUUUUUAUCGGUGAGUUUGUCAAUAAAGGGAAGCGAAGAAGAAGAAGGAUAUGUUGGGGAAUCGCGAGAGAGUUUGGGGCAAAAUGGAGAGGAAAAGAAUUUGGAGGAAGAAAAUGCAGUGGUUUUCACGGAGGAGAAGAAGGUUAAUGUGCUGCGAUCGAGAUCAGGAUCAGCUGCUUUGAAUACGACCAAGCAUCUCUGGGCUGGUGCUGUUGCUGCUAUGGUUUCAAGAACUUUUAUAGCGCCUCUAGAGAGAAUGAAGCUUGAGUAUGUAGUUCGUGGCGAACAGAAGAACCUUUUAGAACUCAUCAAGAAAAUUAAGGCAGCUGAAGGACUGAAAGGUUUUUGGAAGGGGAACUUUGUCAAUAUUCUCCGCACUGCUCCAUUUAAAUCUAUCAAUUUCUAUGCUUAUGAUACAUACAGGAAUCAACUACUGAAAUGGUCUGGGAACGAGGAAACCACAAAUUUUGAGAGAUUCAUUGCUGGAGCUGCUGCUGGAAUUACUGCAUCCUUGCUUUGCUUGCCAAUGGACACUAUACGGACAAAGAUGGUAGCACCUGGUGGGGAAGCAUUGGGUGGUGUAAUUGGAGCAUUCCGCCACAUGAUCCAGACAGAAGGAUUUUUUUCUCUUUACAAGGGUUUAGUACCCUCACUAGUGAGCAUGGCACCUUCAGGCGCAGUUUUCUAUGGUGUUUAUGAUAUAUUAAAGUCCGCUUAUCUCCAUACACCAGAAGGGAAGAAGAGACUUCAGAGUUUAAAACAAGAAGGCCAAGAAUUAAAUGUGUUGGAGCAGCUGGAGUUGGGACCCGUCAGAACAUUGCUUUAUGGGGCUAUUGCUGGUUGUUGUUCUGAAGCUGCUACAUAUCCAUUUGAAGUUGUGAGGAGGCACCUUCAGAUGCAAGUCGAAGCGACAAAGAUGAAUGCAUUGGCAACUUGUGCCAAGAUAGUUCAACAAGGAGGCGUUCCUGCUCUUUAUGCAGGAUUAAUACCCAGCUUAUUGCAGGUUUUACCAUCAGCUGCCAUAAGUUACUUAGUAUACGAGUUCGUGAAGAUAGUCCUCAAAGUUGAGUCGACAUAGAUAUAGUUAUUUUUUUCAUAUAAAAGCUCAGUCGGGUAAUUCCAGAUUUUCUCUAUGGUGCCAUUUAUCAUGAUUCUAUUGGCUAUUUGUUCAACUCCUUUAACAAGUCUAAAUUACCUGCAGACAGAACUGAAGGAAAAUGAGACCUCCUUAUGCCUUUAGUUUUCCCUGGCAUUUUUACGAGGAAAAAUGGAGAAAAUCUGAAUAUUGAGUGCCUGUUUGCUUUACUUUGUAAGCUGAAUUUAUCUUAAUUAAAAAUGCAGGCGCGUUUGGAUCACAUUGCACAUUGGAAAUGGUUUUUUGACUAACGCAUAGAUGUAUUUUACUUUUUUUCAUCUCUCAUCUGUUUAAUCUUUAAUAUGAUAUUGUUUAGGAGAUUGCAGAAUUAGAAAGAUUCCAAGUGGUGCUAUAAUAACAAAGAGUUGGACUUGGACUAGUGAGGUUGGGUAAUAGGUAUCACUUUGACGUUGUUAGGGGAUCCAGCGCCUCAUUUCACUGGAUACUCAUCCCAUUGAACCAACCGGUAGUUAGUAGAUGUUUCUCUAUUUUUUAUCCUUUCUUAUAAAUGCUAUUAAUAUUA
Jatropha curcas is the source of this 2259-nucleotide messenger RNA. NCBI's taxonomy places the organism in Eukaryota, Viridiplantae, Streptophyta, Magnoliopsida, Malpighiales, Euphorbiaceae. The record is from RefSeq and is a predicted model, not a curated record.